Molecule: messenger RNA, 420 nt
Organism: Aspergillus vadensis CBS 113365
Lineage: Eukaryota; Fungi; Ascomycota; Eurotiomycetes; Eurotiales; Aspergillaceae
Exons: 1
Coding region: 1-420 (139 amino acids)
Source: RefSeq, a predicted model, not a curated record
AUGAGUGUUCUAACACUGGGUCAGAAUGCAUUACAUAUUGUUGCUGAAUUAAGUACACAAGCGGUUCAAAUGGAUCAUGACCAGCAAACUCAAAAACACGAGUGUCAUGUAUUACAUGAGAUAUUAAAAAAAACCACCGCUGAGCGGGAUGAGGCAGUCCAAUUAGCAGAUAUCUUAUAUAAGACAAACCAGCAGAUAGGCGUGGUUAUAGACCACUUCCUCCAGGGGCGUGUAAACAACGGGCACGAGUCAGAAUUAUUCAAGAUCAUAUUAAUCCAUAUUCUGCGCCAACAGGAUAGAUCUGAAACUAGAAACAGAUUACAAAGCUCUAUCGCCACUGGGAAGAAUAAGAAUAACAGAUCUGCUAUUAAAAAGAAUCCUGGUUCUGUUAAAACAGACACACAAGUUGCAGGCAUAUGA